Molecule: messenger RNA, 3789 nt
Organism: Nicotiana tabacum (common tobacco)
Lineage: Eukaryota; Viridiplantae; Streptophyta; Magnoliopsida; Solanales; Solanaceae
Product: pentatricopeptide repeat-containing protein At4g32430, mitochondrial-like
Biological process (GO): RNA modification
Molecular function (GO): protein binding; RNA binding
Source: RefSeq, a predicted model, not a curated record
UGAAGAAUUUUAACUUGAUGGAACUCAAUUAGAACUCUAUGGCUUUCCUACAACAAUAAGCAUCACAAGGGUUUAGGAGGGGUUUUCAGGAUUACGGCUUUUGACGGUUGUUUCUUUCCCAUGUUUAUCCGCCGUCUAAUUCCUCCUAAAACCCUCUACAUAGUCUCCUUACACCGGCAGUGGUCAGCUCGGAAUCUCCGUUCCAUUCACAAUGCACACCAAGUGUUUGAUAAAAGUCUUAAACCAGCUCUUGUUUCCAUUCACCAAUCCAUGCUCAAUUGGAUACACCAAAACCGUAAAAUUGAAGCUCUUAAGCUAUUCAAGAAUCAGCUCCAAAUGGGUAUCUCAGAAAUCGAUGAAGUUGCAAUAGCCUUAGCUCUAAAGGGUUGUCGUGAAAAUGUAAAUCUUGGGUCUCAAAUCCACAGCUUGGCCAUUACCAGUGGGUUCAUUUCAUUUACAACAGUCCCAAAUUCAUUAAUGAGCAUGUACUGUAAAAAUGGGCAUUUUAAUAAGGCUUUGUGUGUGUUUAACAGCCUUGAUUUUCCUGAUAGAGUUUCUUAUAAUACCCUGCUUUCGGGUUUUGAAAAUGGUAAAGAGGCAUUGAGUUUUGCUCUUUGGAUGCAUUCCAUUGGGUUUAUGUUUGAUGCUGUGAGUUAUACUACUGCUCUUAGUCAUUGCACGAAUGAAGAGGAAUUUCGCUUUGGUAUCCAAUUGCAUUCUCUUGUUCUGAAGUUCGGAUUGGAGAAUGACGUUUUCGUUGGGAAUGCACUUGUGACUAUGUAUUCGAAGUGGGGUAGUAAUAUGGCGGAAGCUGAAAGAGUGUUUUAUGAAAUGUUGCAUAAAGAUUUGGUUUCGUGGAAUGCAUUGCUCUCGGGCUAUGCACAGGAAGGGAGUUACUCGUGCCAAGCCACUUUGGGGUUUAGGGAAAUGAUGAAGGCAGGAGUGAAACCUGAUCAUGUGUCAUUCACCAGUGCUGUAUCUGCUUGUGGACAGGAAAGAUCUUUGGAUCUUGCGAAGCAGAUACAUGGUUUGGUUAUUAAGAUGGCGUAUGGUACUCAUGUUUCAGUGUGUAAUGUUUUGAUAUCGUUGUACUAUAAGUGUGAUGUCACCGAAGAUGCAAAUAAGGUUUUCCAAAGUAUGACGGAACGUAACGUAGUGUCUUGGACGACAAUGCUUUCCAUCAAUGAUGAAAGUGCUGUAUCUGUUUUUAAUGGGAUGCGGAGGGAUGGGGUUUACCCUAAUCACGUUACUUUUGUUGGAUUAAUUCAUUCUAUAACUGUCAAGAGUUCGUUACCAGAGGGCCAAAUGAUUCACGGAUGUUGUUUAAAAACGAACUUCUUCUCAGAACUAAAUGUUGCUAAUAGCUUCAUUAGCAUGUAUGCUAAGUUUGAAUUAAUGGAAGACGUGUUUAAGGUUUUUGAAGAGCUCGACCAGAGAGAUCUCAUAUCGUGGAACGCAUUGAUUUCUGCAUAUGCUCAAAAUGGAAUGUCUCGAGAAGCUUUACAAACAUUCUUGUCAGCAUCAAUGAAGUUGCUACCUAAUGAAUACACGUUUGGCAGUGUCUUGAGCGCGAUCGCCUCAUCUGAGUGCAUUUCUUUAAAGCACGGCCAGCGAUGCCAUGCUUGUUUGAUUAAGCGGGGUUUCAACAGGAAUCCAAUUGUUUCAGGUGCUCUUCUUGACAUGUAUGCUAAACGUGGGAGUAUCGCUGAAUCUCGAGGAGUUUUCUAUGAGAUAGCUGACAGGAGCCAAGUUUCGUGGACUGCUAUUAUUUCUGCUCAUUCGAGGCAUGGAGAUUAUGAAUCGGUAAUGGCUUUGUUUAAGGAGAUGAGGAAGAAAGGCGUGAGUCCUGACUCAAUAACUUUUCUUUCUAUACUCACAGCAUGUGGUCGAAAAGGGAUGGUUGAUAUGGGAGUAGAUAUUUUCAAUUCCAUGGUUAGAGAUUACUCCAUUGAACCAUCUUCAGAGCACUAUUCUUGUAUGGUGGAUAUGUUUGGUCGGGGGGGGAGGUUAAAGGAGGCUGAAAUAUUUUUGGUUCAGAUUCCAGGAGGACCUGGAUUGUCUGUGUUGCAAAGCUUACUUGGUGCAUGUAGGAUUUAUGGAAAUGUGGAGAUGGCAACAAAAGUAGCCAAUACUUUGAUUGCAUUAGAACCGGAGCAGUCAGGUUCAUAUGUCUUGAUGUCGAAUUUGUUUGCAGAGAAGGGGCAAUGGGAAAAGGUAGCAAACAUCAGAAAAGGAAUGAGAGACAAGGGAGUGAGGAAAGAGAUAGGAUUCAGCUGGGUAGAUGUAAUAGGUAGCAUUGAUUGUUCUUUAAAUUUGCAUGGAUUUUCAUCGGAUGACAAGUCUCACCCCCAGACCGAGGAGAUAUAUAGGAUGGCAGAAUGGAUUGGUUCAGAGCUGAAGUAUUUGGAGCACGAAGAAGAAGAGAGCGAGUCUGUGGCAUUAGCGUGUAUAAUAUGAGUUCCUUAAAAAACUUGCUGGAACCUAUUAAGCUGCUGCAGUUGAGAACCAUGCUAUUUUCUUGGUCACAUUGUGGUUGAUGUUGGUGCUGGUAGUUGCAUUUUGUCAUUAUUUGAAGCUCAGGCGAUCUACUUGUAGCAAUGCAUUUUGUGCUUUUCGGUGAACGAUAUCAACAUCUGCUGAUAUACUCUAUCUUUUCUUUUUCCCACCUAUCUCUCAAACCAAAAAACUCUCUCAGGCCGGUACAAAGCACGUUUAUGCCAUAUAGGCUUCUGAAAUGGCUGACUAUGCCAGGAGACUUAUUGCUGGAAAUCCAUCACCGAGUAAAAAGUUACUGUAGUCAAAAGAAAAGGUUGAAGAGGUAGAAUUACCUGAGAAAGCUGAUAUUUUGAUCUCUGAGCCAAUGGGUACUUGAUUAGUUAAAGAAAGAAUGCUGGAGUCUUAUGGGGGGCUUUGGUCCAGUUAUAAGAGCAUAGCACAUACAUGUGUGGGUUAGGCGCACGUCACAGGUUCGAACCCUUCUGCAUACAAAAGUCUGGUAUUUAAGUGGAGUAGUAUAGAAGGGUGGGCUCAUUAUUGGCCGAGUUCUGAACCGUGCACCAUUGACCCGCAGGGAAUUCUCAAGAAUUCUGGAGUCUUGUAUGAUUGCAAGACCAAUUUUUUGUUCAAAAUCUUUAAUUUGCUUGUAUACAGGGUUUUCCAUCAGUAAUAAAAAUUGUUUACCUUAUAAUUUAGUCUUCCUACACUAAUCAAUAUGGAUCCCAAGGGCACCUACAGAGGUCUUUAUGGUUGGCGGCUAGAGGAGCGAUUUUGACUGCCAAAAAUUUGAGUUAGAGGAGGGUCUCCUAUGUUAGUUGGUGUUUCACGUGCACGAAUUUGAGAGGAUGUGGAUCACCUUCUAUUGUGAGAUGGCAUUCUGAUUAUGGUGGGAGAUUUUGAGAUGGUUUGGGUUAGUGUGGACCAUGCUGAGUAUAAUGAAGGAUGCUCGAUUUAGCUAGGCAUUUAGAAGACGGAAGAGAAGAGAAGAGAAGACAUAGAGCGUAGGAUAUUGCUCCGUUGGCUUUAAUGUGAGUUGUACGGAGUGAGAGAAAUAAGAGAGCGUUUGAGGGAAGUGAGUUUGCUUUUGUACAUUUGAAGAAAAUUUCUUAUCUUUGAUAUCUUUUUGGUACACCCAUAAGGUUCCUAUUUAAAUUGAAGAAUGGGUGUCUUCAGCAGAGAACCAUUCAUUUUUGUAGGUUCUCUACAUUUUGGUAUACUUCUAUAGGGGAGUUUAUCCCCCAUUAUUAAUGAAUUUCUUCCUUGUUCAAGAAAAAUUCUCAUUAUUCAGCAUUU